AUGGACUCCGCUGUGGAGGUGCUGUCAGAGGCCGCCGGCACUGCAGCGGACGAAGCGGAGGCCAAAGCAACGAAAGCGCUGGCAAAGGCCCAGGCCAAGCUCGAUGAACUGGUUGCCCGAGCGGACGGCAUCGCCAAGCCUCAGGUGAGGGCGUUGCAGAAAGUCCUGGCCAGCAAGAAACUUCGAGAGCUGAAAAGUUCAGGCUCCAGUGAGCUGCAGACCAUCAGCAAAAUUGCAGAAGUCGUCUCUCGCACGAAGUCGGCAAAGCGGGUCUCGGAGACGUUGCAGGGAGUGCAGAAAGAGCUGCAGUCUAUCCAGGACACGGGCAUCGCCCCACUGCUCCGAAAGCUGGCCGACUCGCAGCUAUCGGCACGGACGGGCUACUCCUCCGGACAGCUCCUUCGCAUCUUCCGCGUCACGGCCAUCCAGAUGGCCCGGGAUGCAAGGGAAUUGAACAAGUUGCAGGCGUACUUGGCGAAGUUGCAGGAAACCGUCAACGAAAAUAAUUGGGAUGAUGUCUCUGCAAACUUCGCCUGCUUCUACGCACUGAAUGCCCACUUGCAGGGCGAACGUUCGCAGCAGAUCUUUCAAUUGAUUUGGCAAGAUGAAGCCUUCAGGAGGGGCUGCGAGCUUGCUGACCUUUUCGUCGGUGUGGCGCCUUUGAACCAUCCUCCUCAUCUUGUCGUUCAUACCGUCAAGAAGGCUGUGAACUACAUCAAGGAUCAUGCGGAGACGUGGGAGAAGGCCAUCGCCAAAGAGCUAGCAGCGAUUGAGCUCACCCGUACCCGGCAGUCGCAAUUCUUCUCCCUCUUGGUGUCUGCGAUUUCCGGGCUUUUCAUGUACAUAGCUACCUUUCUGUCCAGUGUCACCUUUCAGGCUUUCCAGGAGGGUAGAUUGAGGAUACCCUACCUUUCAGAUUAA
Symbiodinium sp. CCMP2592 is the source of this 921-nucleotide messenger RNA. Lineage: Eukaryota; Dinophyceae; Suessiales; Symbiodiniaceae. The record is from the annotation of a GenBank genome assembly.